AUGCUCGUCGCCCGUGCCCAGACCUGUACGCAGUGCAAUCACAGCGUCUGGAGGCCUGUUAACUGGGGUAAGGAGAAAAUCAAUACCCCGCCGCCCCUUAGACCUGGUGAUCUCUCCGUCAUCCUGCCGCUGAACCCGUAUCGGCCUAAGUUCCAUGCCCGCAUGUCGUAUAUCUACGUGGGGGACAUAGGGGAAUACAUAACGGUUGCCGACUGGUCCUCUAGGGUCAAAGCCCGUGUUGUGAGGGUCCUUGAUGACAACCUCAACUUGUCGGAGCAGGGCCUGAAACGGGCAUCCGAGACGGUGUACUGGAUAACCCGUUCAGAGGCGCGGCACACACCCGCGAGCUCACCGGAGAUGUUCUACAGUGACUACGAGCAGUUCCACUUGGCGACCUUCCACGCGGCGCAAGGCCGCCGGCGCUAUUCCUCCCCUCCAGGCUCCUGGCUCUCUCCUGGAACUCCCACCCUCGACAUUCGUUCUCUCCGGCUCGGGUCUGACAAAAUCAACUCGAAGUCCUACGGCUCCAGCGAUCCGUACACCAGCUCCACGACUGGGGACUUGCGCAACGGACGUGCAAGUUCAGCGCUGAGCGACAAGGCCAUGCAGGAGGAGACAACCACGAAUGAGGGAUAG
Molecule: messenger RNA, 636 nt
Organism: Fomitopsis serialis
Lineage: Eukaryota; Fungi; Basidiomycota; Agaricomycetes; Polyporales; Fomitopsidaceae
Exons: 3
Coding region: 1-636 (211 amino acids)
Source: RefSeq, a predicted model, not a curated record